UCAUAGCAAUGUUUAUAUAAUUUAGCGAUGUUUGGUGCGAUCACUCGGCUGGUUGCUGAUCGUUCAUUGUCUCACCCUUGUUUACUAUUUGCCUUAUUCAAAACACCCGGUUGUCGUGAUCCGGCCCCUUCUCGCUCACUCACUAUUUUUAGAGCCCUAGAAUUUCAAAGUGGACUUUAGUAUUGAUUUGGGCGCUUGUUGGUUUACAAAUGUACCAUUUAAAAUUACGCUGAGUGCAAAGUUUUACGUUAAUAAACAGCUAAAUAGGCCAACCUUUGUGUCUCGCAUUUGUGAAGGUAUCAAAAUGAGUAAGCUGUGCAGACAGGUCUCCAUCGAGUCCCCUGGGCCGACCCUCAGGGAAUGCGUGUUCAGUUUCGACGUUCCCGUCCCAGACGUACCCAUGUACGGAGCUAGGAUCCGCGUGGUUUACGCUGGGGCUUGCUACAGAGCCAACAAGACGCGCUCAGCCUCCGUCUGCAGUACAUCUUCAAUAUCCUCCAUUGGCAGCCUUUCAGGAGAGAUGGAAAACUUCGGCAUACACACCCACGCCACACCUGCUCACAUCGGAUUAAGAGACGGUGCCUUAUUCCCCGGCUAUGAAGUAGCUGGAGUCGUAGACGCCAUUGGAAAGGCUGCGGAAAGACUUGACGGGAUCAAGGAAGGUUCCAGAAUAGUUUUGUAUCCAUACGAAGGCGUGCCAAAUGGGUAUGCGGAGUAUAUUGUGGUGCCGGAUUUUAAGUGUUUAGUGCCUAUUCCCGAUGAGUUGCCGUUGAGUGUGGCGGCGAUGCUUCCCACUGGUGCCUUGCUUGCUAUGAAUACCGUGGACACUGCUGGAGCGUACCUCAAGAGAGUGCUGGAAGGACCAGCUAAGAAAGAUAGUACGACGGUUCUGAUCGUUGGUACUGGUGGCCUGGCACUGUGGGCGCUCCGCAUUGCGACUCAUUACUUCAAGCAUGCGUCCUACAACAAUCGCAUCAGGAUCUGUGUAGCUAUACUCACGGACGAAGGCUUCAUUUUGGCGAAGGAAUGCGAAGAAGUGAACGUAGUACAAUGGAAUGAGGACCUCUAUGAGAAGCAGCUCAUCGAAAGAACGACUGACGCGUGUGGCGGCCCCGUGGAUGUGGUGCUCAACUUUGGCACCACAUCCAGGUCGCUGCAUCGUUCAUUGCAGUGCUUGGCCCCUGGUGGUGUCGUACUAGUGACGGAGGACGUCGGUGAGAAACUGCUGCCGAAAUUCGCGAAGAAAUCUGAAGAAAUGAACGUGAAUAUUGUGAUCGUUCCCAACGGCUCCAUAGAACAACUGAAGGAACUGGUCACCCUGGUGGCAAGAGGCGAAAUCGAACCACCAGCGCACUCUGUGUUCCCGGCGGAGGAAGCUCAAGAGGUGGUGAGGAAACUCUGCAACUCCGAGAUCAAGGGCCGAGCGAUCCUCAAGUUCCACAACAUCGACUAACCGAUCGCAGUCCUUUACUGACUAAACAUUUGCUUAGAUUAGACGGUACGUAGCAAGUAGAGUUAGUGUCACAUAGAUUGGACCUUGUUCCGUCGAAAUUACCCUGUGAGUGGGAAAAUUACCCUAUGUAAGGGAAAAUUACCCUCGUGAGCUGAACGUGGAAACAACAAGCGGAAUGAAGCUGAUUGAGAUUUAAGCUUCAUUGAAGAUUAUAGCUGUAACCGAAGCAAAAUUGUAUCAAUAAAAUUGUAUCGAGCCCUCUUUCGGCAAACCUUGAAAAUAACGCGAAUGUUAAAUAUUUGUAAGUAAGUGAUCUUCAUGGGUUUCCGCACCGAAUACGCUAGAGUUACUGAAGAGUGUAAGAUUUCACGGAGAUUCGUACUGAGCUUGAUGCGAAUUCUGUUUUUCCUUAUAAUAAUAUAUGCGAAGCGAACAAUAUUCAAACCUUUAGUAUUUACUGCUGGCGUUUACAUUGGUGUUUUGAUGAUUUUGUUCCGUUGCUGAGCAGGCUUUGAUACUUGAUAUUGUGAAAACUCAAAAUUCUAAAGUCUAUAUGAUCUAUGUCUGAUGGCUGUGACAUGCAAACUAUGUUCGGCACUACGGCCGAGCAUAAGUUGGUGGAUAUCAGUUUCUAUAACACACAACUCGAUUUAUGGCACCCCUCAAAUACUGUCGUUUUUUGAAAUCGUUAUUAUAAUACCUACGGAGUUUGAGCCGCUGAUCCUAAACUAACAUUCGUUUUCCCGAAGUUGACUGUCAGUAAUAUUCUAAAACCUUUUAGGCGAAAUGCAAGAAAAUCUUGCGGCGCUUGAAAAAGGCACUUUCAAUAUUUCUUGUCUUGUUGCAAUUUACGCUUUAUCCAGUCGAGAAUAAAGUGCAACCUCGUUAGUCUCAAAACGGACGGCCAGAAAUAGGUCUGGUUGCUAAAGAAUCACCAAGUUCGGUAGCGUAGCUGGCGUAGGGUUUCCACAAUUUUUGACUAAAAACCUUUUUUCACUAAACGGUAAAUGCUUAUGCCAUGUCUAUUUGCGUUAGUAUAUCUAUGACAAUUUGCAUGUGGUGGCUUUCAAACUUCAUCUAAGCAUGGUUUCCAAAAAACGGUGUUUUAAUAAUUAUUUUAUUUUUAACAACAUCGUGGAGUUUGUGCUUACUAAGAAGGAUUAAUUCAUACACGUUUCGUUGCUUGAAGCUGUCAAUUACUAGGUAUAUAGAGACGGAAUAAAUUGCGUUGCACUGCGUCCGACCCGAAAACGACAAAAAGCUAUCUUAUUCCCAUAUUUCAAAUACUUUUUUAGUAUUUUAUUCUAUAUUUCUUUUAUUAAUAAAGCUAUGAAGGCUCGUAUUCGGAUCAGACGCAGUGCAGCAUCUCUAAACGUAGUAAUACAGGUCCCUAGAUGCCUUUUCUCUCGGAUUCGCCUCGGGCGGAGUGCGUUCGCGACGAUUCAAGUCAUAUUACGUAUUCUUCGCGUGAUAUUCCGCACAGUACAUAUAGGACGAAGAGAACUAGCUUCCAUUUUGACCGUUGUACAACUUCUUAGGUCUAUGUUUUGGUGUAGAAGGAUUGUCGGCUUUGAGUUAACACAGUAGCCGCGUGUCGUGGGUUCGAUUCCAGGUGGGUUCAACUUUUGUGGUAUCUAUCACAAAGAGAUUGUGUUUCUACAAAAUCCACGACGCUAUUUCUUUUUUUUUGUUUUAUUGAUAUCCAAAAAUAUCUGAUAUAAAAUAGAUAUAUAUCGUAAAUUAGUUUUACUUAGUUAAAAACAUCAAUGCUAUAUUAUAAUGCAUGUGAUCUACAGUGAGUCUGAACGUUGGAUCUCAAAUCGGCUUUCAAUAUCUCUAACUCCGACUAACCGGUGAUUAUCGCUGUUCAGGGUAGUAAUAUAGUAAUAAAUAAUAAUAGUAUAGUUAGUUAAAGUAGACUUUCCUAAUAAUUGUCCUUCAAUUGCCCUCUGCAAACUGGGGUCACCGUGACUUUCAAGCAAUCUGACUUCCCAUAUAUCUUUUUACAUAAUUAUUCAGUAGCCUAAGACAUAAGCACUGUUUCCAUUCUUUGUGAAUACCAAGUAGUGUUUACUUUGCACACCUUUUGCUCAUCAAUUUUGUGAUAUGUCAUCUUUGUUUUAAUUCAUUACUCUCAAGUACCAAUCUAUAAAGGUAAUUGCUUUAAUUAAAUAAAAAUAAAAUAAUAUCAGAAAUUAAAAUAAAUACUUUUCACGCCACCAUUAGCAUGAUGUAAUCGCAAAAUAUUUUUAUUCAUACUUAGUUGUAGUUUUUAGUCUUUUGUGUAAUUUAGUUAAUAGCACAGCUUGUAAAUGUAGCUUUAUUAAUAUUAUUUAAUAUCACAUAAAAAUUGAUAGCUUUAAAAUUUUCCUCGUUCAUCACAGAAAACAAGGAAAAAAUCUAUAGAAACACAAAAAAAAACUAUUGCAAAAAAUCGGGCAUAUACAAUUUUAUUUUACGGAGUACCAGAAGUUGUUAGAAUCUUUUGAUACACUUGCAUCUCGUGAGGGCAUGAAAAAACACCACGAUUGUCUAUAGUCUAACCAAGGGGUAUUGGGUUGCCCGGGUAACUGGAUUGAGGAGGUCAGAUAGGCAGUCGCUUCUUGUAAAGCACUGGUACUCAGCUGAAUCCGGUUAGACUGGAAGCCUUUUCCCAACUAGGGAAAAGGCUCGGAGGAUGAUGAUGGAUGUCUAUAAUUGUUUCAUUGCUAAUAUAAUACGAGACCAGUUGAAGCAGUAUCCAGGUGGUACACCGACCUUUGAGAUUUUUACACCUCACGAUUGUGGAGCGUCUUAGCUUGGAAAAUACCUCAACCUCGACAUUUCCGUAGGUACAAUAUAAUUACAGACACCCACUACAUCUAAUGCGAGCGGGACAUAAAAACUUUUCUCUGCCGUUCUACUCCUUUUCGAUAAUCAAACUUUACGUUAAAACAUAGGGUCGAAAACAUACCUCCUUUUUUUGAAAUCGGUUAUAAAGGAAAGAUUGCAUCCUAUUCCAAGAAGUCAUGCCUUUUUCACUCAGUAUCUGUUUGGGUAUAGGUAUUGAUGAAAAUAAUGCUGAUCAAUUCACCAAGUUGUGCCUUCUUAUUCAUACCAUUGCUUAACUGGACAUUGUAUAGACUUACAAAUCACCGCUUGCCAGUAGGUCGAAUUUAUGAAUCGUAAUAAUUCAUAUCUGAAAUUCAACUAGCUACAUUCAUUAUUUAUAGAGGUAUAUUGGAUUCUCAUUGCUCGCGAUAUUGUGUUUUCAUUUCAUUUGUGAUAACUUCCGGUAAUGUGCAAUAUUUAAGAAGAUAUAGAAAAAUAACUCUAAUUAAAAAAAAAAAUGAAAAUUGCUUAAUGAUGGAUAACACAGGCCCCUGAGAUUAGAAAGAAAAAUAAAUAAAUUAGAGAAUUUAUAGAGAAUAACUUUACGUUAAAAGGAUGGAUUACAUCUUAUUCCAAGAAGUCUUCCCGUCUUUUUGCUAGUAUCGAACGACAAUUGGCUGAUAUGAUGAUGAUGAAUUAGGUGAUAUUUUGCCGUGUGGACCCGGCAUAGAAUAGGCCACUCCUUUCAUUCCCAGGGUGUCGUAAAAGCCGACUAAGGGAGCUUUUAGGGUCAAAAUAUCUUAAUCCCCUUUUACCCAAAAUCCAUUAUUUUGGAUUUACUUGGUAUGCCCAUUUUCAUGAAUCGAUAGAACUCAUCAUUUUUCUAAAUGUUGAGUGAAGUCCAUUGCAUGAAAAAGUAUUAUUUAGUGAGGUCACAAAUAACUUUAAUAGUUGUAUCUGCUGUAUAUAAUGCUUUGCUCUAAAUGCCUCUUUUGCAAUAUAUUUUUCAUUCAAAAAAUAACUGUAGUUUAUCCAAUGGCUUUAAAAAUUAGUAUGUAGGUAUAAAACUCAGAUAAAGUCUAUCAUAUAUAUUUUCAAUUGAUACAUAUUCAGGUAUAUUGUUUUUAUAUGUAUUUUAGAUUAGAAAUUGGCAUAACACUCCUAAAGACCUAAAAAUUUAAAUAUAUAUCACCAAAAGUAUGCAUGUUUCAAAAAGAGAGCAAUCAAAUUAUCUUAAAGAAAAAAAAACAUUAUUUAGAAGAAAAAUCGCGUAAAAAACUUGAAAAAUUUGAUCAGUUUUCGCCAACUGCAAUGAUCUCUAAUUAGUAUUUUUAUUGAAUGCAUCAAAAAUAUUAAAUAAGCCUCACAGAAAAUGUAGGUAGCUAUAACUAUGUAGGUUGUAUAUUCCUGAUUAACAUUUUAUUAUUAGAGUAUGCGCACACUACAAACUUUUAGUCGGCCGAUGCUUGAUUUGGGCUCAUAAAUCAGUAUGUAGAUGAAUACAGGGACAGACGGUACAACGAUCUGGUAUUUUCCGCUACCAGACCGACUAAGGUUGAAUUUAAGAUUAAAAAAAAACAACCAUCGGCCGACUUUUUCGUCUGCAGUGUGUGUGUAGGUUUACAGUAGGCUGUCAUUCAUACGAGUAUAUCUUAGUUAUAGUGAGGAAUCAACGUCAGUAGUUACAACGCGUCUAUAUACGAGAUAACGAGAUACUAACUAAACAAGGCGAAAACGUUACGCUAAUUAUAGCGCCUUAUCGCAUAUUAACCUCUUACUCCUUAGAAAGCGAUGCUAUAGUUCGCGAUUAUCAUGCUAUAGUAAUGUUAAAAGGCAGAUUGGAAGAAGUGAUCGUUCGCUUAUCAUUUGAUCUCAUUGAUUUAUACACAUUUUCAUUUAUAUUAUAAUUUAGUAACGUUAAAUUUAGGUUUAGAAAAGUUUGGAUAAAGUGCAAUAUCAUACGUAGAUUGUAACAGGGGUUUAGUUAAUAAUAAUUCAUUAUUAUUGCAACUCUAAGCAGCGAUACUCACGUUCUUAUUUCAAUAAUAAAAAAAAUCGUAACAAAAUUAUCUAAGAUGCUACUGCGUAUUAAAAUACUGCGAUAAACAGACUUUUGAACAAGCAUGGCGUAUAAGAUUUUCCUUCAAGUAGUGAUUUUCAAAAUUAUCCUAGUGCGAGUUAGAUACUUCAAUAUCAUUUUAUCUUAAUAUUAUUUUCAGGCUACAUUGGCUCAUACAUAUUAUUUAUUAUUGAGAAAAUAUUUUAAAUUGGUUUUAGCUACCAGUUUAUCCCUUCACGUAUCGUGCUCUCAUCGUUUUAACAUCACAUAGUAACAUAAACUAAAGACUAAGUCUAACUAAUUCAGCUAAGACUGAGCUAGAACUUUUGUGAUAAAACAUCGGAGACAAGCCGGAGAAUACAAUAUGAAUAAAUACUUUUUUUUACCGAUUAAAAAACAUCGCUUUGAAAUAUUAUAGUAUAGCUUUGAGUAGUUGAGUAGGACAUAGCAUAGGUUACGCAUGUUUUGCUUGAGCUAUUCACGUCCCAAUGUGAUAAAGCUUGUUAUACAAACAUUAUGGUAUGUCAACAUGAUAAAUUGUAAAUAGUUUCAUAAGCAACACGUAAGUGCAUGUUUAGUAGCUAUAUAAUGUUAUAUUUUAUUAUCUUCAUCGCCCCCCAUACAGGAUGUAGUUUUUCUUCCUUCGUUUGGAUGUUGAUUUUAUGAAUUAAGGCUGGAUGUGUGCGUGUCUCAAUUUCAAGGUAGAUUGUAUUUUAAUUAUUGCAGUUAUGGUUGGUUUGUCAUGUCGCAGUCUGAGAAGCUUCAUGUUAAUUUCAGUAAAAUAUCUCAUAUCGUAUAUUCUUGCUGGACAUUAUAUUUGUCCAUAUUUACCUAUAUAAUUUCUGUUAUACUAUAUGUCACAAAAGGCGAAUUUUCAAAUAUUUUCUAUAAUUUUAUACGUACUGAAAAAAGUGUAUUUACGUCGGGAAAACGGCAACAUGUAUUCGAGCUGUAACAUAUGGCUUUUAAUAUGAUAUCCAUGUACAAAUAAUUUGGUUAUUCAUAGUUUUAUAUCUGUAAAUAUCCUUGUCUCACGAUGAGCACUGCGGCAGCAUUUUUAAAUAAAACCCAACAGUUAGGUAGGAUUUUUCUUCUUCGUAGCGUUGUCUUGGCCAACUGCCAUCAUUUUCUUUCUCAAGUCUUUCUGCUUGGCUCGUACUUGAGUAUUCUUAGCUAUUUCUUGGCUCUCGCUUCGUGGAUAACUAUUGCAACAGAGCCCAAAUUAAAUGUACUCGAAAAUGUUGCAUUUGACUGGAUCAAGAACCACCUUACGUUACCUUUAACGUCAUAAAUUCAGGGAAAAAGUGAUUAUUUCAAGUCCGAUUAGUCUUAAUCAAGGUUACCUAUCAUGGCAGCUAAUAAAUUAAGGCAUCGAUCACAAAUUCAAGUAUCAACAGUCGAAAAUUGUGUGAGCAAUAUAAUAAAGUGUACCUAUAUAUUAGCAUUAAAUUACAAACGCCAGCAGUGUUAAAUAUAUGUUGUUAUAUGAGCGAUGUAAUGUUAUCGUAUAUCCUAUGACCUGGUACAAGCAGGGAUAAGCGUCACAUAAUUACGGUGAUGAAGUUACCAUCUAAGUAGAACUCCUUGCUUCAAUGAGGCAUUCGAGUACAGGAUAGUACAGAAAAUAGCUUUCUUGUUAGUGAGGGCAAAACCGGGGUUCUUGAACGCGGAAGAACGUUACGAAAUUCGACCGCGCGUGUUGUGAAUGGUCUAUGCUAUUCAUAUCAAAAUGGUGCUCAACAUAAAAUAAUGCCAAAGAAUUAAAAAUAAUAAUGGUGCACAAUGCAAUAUCAAAGUUUAGUGUUCAUAUACAUUCAUAUAAUUAAAAUAAAUAAUAGUAAUAACAUUUACCCUGGCCGCCCAGCUAGCAAGCAUAGUCGUACAUUACUAUAACUUUUUCGCAACGGUGUGUAACGGUUGAAAAGCUAAGAAGCUAUGCGAAUGAAUUGUAAACAAAGCCUGAUUCUAAUGACCUCAUUAAUGUACCAUUUUAGAACUUAUUGUACUACUUUAUAGAAAUAACUAUAGACCUGUUAGUACCGUGUAGGUGAAAUACACCCUUUACAAGUUAUUAACGAUCCCUUCAUUAACAGGUCUAUUGGUAUUUCUAGAAGGUUAUAGAACUUAUUGGUGUAAUCCAUGUAAAUGGAUGUUUCUGUCCACUAUGAUGACAUUAUGGUCAGACGCUGUGUACUUUAUAGAGUACGAUGAAAGUCUUAUUUGUGCAGAUUGGUAGUGUAAUAACGAAAGGGGAGUUAUGAAUGUUAAAAGAAAGACCUCGCGAAAAAGCUAAAGUAUACCCCUACCCGUAGAACAAUAGUCAACCAUAUUAAUAAGAAAAUUUAACGAAUUAAGGCUAAUCCAGGAAUUGAUAAAAUCCGCCAAAAUGUCUAAAUUUAUGCCAAUUUAACUAAGAGUCGAUAAUAUAGAGAUACGUCAUUUUGUCCACGAUUUAGGGAACUAUUUGUUCUUUACAUUUCUGUAGAAAUAUCUUGUAAUCUCUCGUAUUGAAUAUUUACUUGUAAUUGUAACGUAAUAGCCUAUAGGUAAAGAAUUAUAAUCACGUUAUUAUAUUCAUAUAACCGUUUUGAAUUUACACAUAGUAUACAAGAAAUAAUUAAUCUUAGUUUUUAAAUACUUGGCUAGAAUAUGUAAACUUGCAUCUAACAUGUAGCUUUAUUUAUUAGUAAGUUAUUGCCGUUAUUACAAGCACAUAAUCUAUUUAAAAUUCACGUAUUACUAUAACAUGAGCAUCGAAUGUCACAAAUGUCAUAAUAUAUUAUUAAUAAUAAAUGUCAGUGCAUAAUAUACAGUUAAGAUAAACAUUGUAUUAAUUAUAAAUGACAUUAACAUCUCUUUAUUAUAAUUGUAAUGGUUCAGUUAAUUGGCACACAGUUAGUAUAUUACAAAUAUAUAAUGUGUGGGUAUCUAUGUAGCUAUGUAUUUAUUUAUAACAAGUGAUGUGUUACUGAACAACAAUGGCUGAUAAAAAGGUGAAGGAAAACAUCUUGAGGAAACCUGGACUAUAGUCUGAAAUCACCAACCCGCAUUGAGCAAGCGUGGUGAUUAAUGCUCAAUCCUUCUCCUUGUGAGAGGAGGCCUGUGCCCAGCAGUGGGACGAUAAAAAGGCUGUAACAGUAACAGUAACAGAUGUGUUACUAUAGUUACAUAUUGAAUUGAUUGUAAAGAAAAUUAUUUUUUGAUGAUUGUAUUACAACAAAAAUUUUCCCUCUAGUCAAAAGUAAAUUGAUAUCAAAAUUGUUGAUCAAGUUGAAUAUACAAAGUAUACAUCCAAAUAUAGUAUAUGUAAUAAUCUGUUUUAAGUUUAUUCAUAAGCUGAUAAAUGUAUGUUUGUAUUGUAAAUGUAUGUUUAUUAAAUAAAGUAAUUUAACGUUUGUUACAA
Messenger RNA from Helicoverpa armigera (cotton bollworm), 9726 nucleotides. RefSeq lists its product as uncharacterized. Gene Ontology annotation, molecular function: oxidoreductase activity. The transcript has 5 exons. Lineage: Eukaryota; Metazoa; Arthropoda; Insecta; Lepidoptera; Noctuidae. Bases 305 to 1453 code for a protein of 382 amino acids. The record is from RefSeq and is a predicted model, not a curated record.